ACACUUCUCUCAGUUUGUUUCCAACUUCUGAUGCUCAGAAAAACGAUUGAUAAACGCACAGCAGAUCGAUGUUUGGACUCCAACAUGUUUUUCGUCGGUUCACGGAUCAUUUAGGAGUAAACGGAGAGUUUGGUCCUUUGCGCGGCUGUGAGGGCGCACUGCGGGCCUUCCUUUAGCCAGCGGGGGCGACACACCGAGACCGAUGACAACGGAACGCUGGUUGAUUUCUCAGAGGGGUUGAGCUUCAGCCGCAGCCAUGGGCCGGAAGCUGGACCUGUCGGGUCUAACAGACAGCGAGGCCGAACAUGUGCUGCAGGUGGUGCAGAGAGACAUGAAGCUCCGCAAGAAGGAGGAGGAGCGACUCAGUGAACUGAAGCAGGAGCUGGAUGAGGAGGGCAGUCGCUGCCUCCUGCUGUCACGGCAGAGUUGCUUCAACCAGCGCUGCUGCAUCCGCUGCUGCUCGCCCUUCACCUUCCUGCUCAACCCCAAGCGCCAGUGCCGGGACUGCCACUACAACGUCUGCAAGGCCUGCCGGGUCUACAACAAGCAGGACAAAGCCUGGCUCUGCUCCGCCUGCCAGAAGAGCAGGUUGUUGAAGACCCAGUCGUUGGAGUGGUUCUACACUAAUGUGAAGAAACGCUUCAAGAGGUUUGGCAGCGCCAAAGUGCUGAAGACUCUCUACAGGAAACACCUGGCCGAGCACAGUGCACUGUCAGAGCUUACUGAGGGCAGCGCCUACGAGGAGAGCAUCUGCAAUGAGGGCAGCGUCUGUGGGAGCGACUCAGCUUUCUACAGACAAACUGAAGGUAAAGAUAGGUCCCACUCUGCUUUCUCACUGCUGGACAAUGACCCUCCUGGUCUGAUACAAGACUCCUCACAGGCGCUGAAGAAGGACGGCGGAGGGUCGACGAUGACCACUUGGAAGAGUGUAGACCGGCUGGACAACGCUGGUGUGUCCUCAGUGCUGAAGAGCGUAGAUGGGAACUGGAUCGCCCUGCAGAGCGCCCAGCUGUCUCGUCCCAGCCUGCUCACCAAAAGGAAAAGUCAGGUGUACAGUGCCUUGGAGCGGGAGUCUGGAGUGGUGUCUGCCUACGAAGGUCUGGGCUCUGACAACGAAACCAAACCAGAGCCUGACAGCUCCUGGGGUGCCGUCCUCCAGGAGAUCCACAGAAAGAUGACAGACUCCAACUUCAACCCGCACGACACCGGCGACAGAAUCCCGUCGUCGCUGACUGGCCGCCGAGGCAGCAGGAACGACGUGCUUUCAGACAGCGAGGGGAACUGGAAGCCUAAUAAACCUCUGUUGGCUCUUUUAAAGCGGAAGGUGCCUGCAGAGAUCAGGAGACCUUCAUCAUCCCGGAGGACCAGCAUCAUUGAUGUCAACUUUAAUGUGGAAGUAGCAGGAGGAGCAGAGGAGGAGGAGGAGGAGGAGGAGGAGGAGGAGAUGAAGGUGGCUGCAGAGCCAGAGGUUGGAAAAGUCAGAAGGAAGAAGAGGAGGAGCAGAAAAGAGCCAGCAGCUGCUUCCUGUGUAUCGGAUUUAAACAGAAACGACAACCGUACCAUCCAUCCUGAAGAUGCUGGGACCCCUGACACUCUGACCUCUGGAUCCAUGACCCCUGAACCUUCUGACCGUGACAGUGACCUCGCCAUAAACCAGGUGGACGAGGAGCUCAUGUUAAACCUACAACAGCCUGCAGGCCGAUUUUCUGACUCGUCCGCUAGAGAAGAGGAGCUGGAUGAAGACAGAGAUGCUGGUAGCGAUGGAGAGAUGGAGCAAAGCAUGGACAGACAGGAAGAGGACGAGAGCUUGUGGAAGAUGGAGACUGAUUUGGACAGAGGAAGAACAGAAGAUGAGGAAGAGAAUGAAACAGAUGAUGAAGAGGUGAAAUACAGAUUGUACAGGCUUGUUGCACAGUCCAGACUCACGUACUUCUCGUCUACUGAUGAUGAGCUGGACAGGGCGGGCCAGAGUGAAGGAGAAUGGGACAAAGAUGAAGAUAUGGAAGAGGAGGACGAAAAGGCAGAAAGACUCACUUAUAAACUCUGUCAGUUGGAAAGAGAAGUCAGAGCCACACAGUUCUCAUCCACAGAGGACGAGCUGGACAGGAUUGGCGUCGAAGAGGGGGAACAUGCAGAGGAUGGGGAGGAGGAGCUGGCUGUGAAAGUGUGCAGAUUAGCUAAUCAAGUCAAUGCUACUCAGUUUUCAUCCACAGAGGAUGAAUUAGACAGAGCAGGCAGAGGCGAAGACGGAGCGGAGGAGAUAGACGAAGAGACGCUGUGGAAACUGCAGGCAAAAAAAACAGUCCAGGCAGCUCAACUGCGCGAUUUGGCAAGUUUAGUCAGCGCCUCUCAGUUUUCCUCCACUGAGGAUGAGUUAGAUAGAGUUGGAGAGGAUGAGGGAGAAAUAGAGCAGGAGGUGGAAGAUGGAGGAACUGAGAGCAGAGCUGAGGGAGGAGUGGAGAGGAGAGAGUCCUUCGGAGACAUAGAUGUGAACAUGUUUGAUUUGUGGGAUGAAAUUGAGGAGAGAAAAAAAGAGGGCAGCGAAGAAGAAGUAACAAAUGAGAAUGUUCUGAGCAGUGAGACAAAGGCUGAGGAUGUGGAACAUGAUGAAUGUGAGGUGGUGGAAAGUAAACAUGGCACUGAGGUGAAUGUAGCAGAGGAUGACAAAAUAGCAAGGGGGCACUUGUGUGACGAAAAAGUUUUGAAAGGAGACGAAGCUGGAAAAGAAAAAGUGGAAAGAGAAGAGUUAAAAACAGGAGUGGAAGUGGAGAGAAUGAACAAGAUGAAAGUUUUACAUGAAGCAAAUGUUCAGCAAGAGAAUCAGCCAGAGGCAGCGAGGGCAGAUGACGAGGAAGGAGAGGAAAAGUCUCAGAAGAAAAGCAAAGAGAGUGUGGGGGAAAAGGAAACGGCAGCAGACAGCGAUGAAGAAGACGCAGAAUUUAGCAGAAUCAUCAGCAGCAUGCUGAUGAUGACUUUGGAGGACAUGCAGGUAGAAACAACAAAGGAUCAAGCUGGAGAAAACAGAGGGAGACACAGAGAGCUACAGGAUGAGAUUCAUAGGAUGGGAAGAGAGAGCGGAUUCAGAGAAAAGACCACUGAUGCACAAAGUACAGACGCCUCAGAGGAGACGGAAGGUGUUUCAAAGGAGCUUCAGAGUUUUAACAAGAAGUCAGAGUCAGUGGUGCAAAAACGACCAGGGGAGAAUGUAAGUGAGGAAACUGGAGGAGAUAUCUCAGGAAAACUGGAGUCAGACAUCCCAGGCAGAAAUGAAAAUGUGCAGGUAGAAAGACAAACAAGUUUGGUGAAAGAAAAACCUGCAGUCGCGACAAUCGAAGACACGUUUGAGACAAACGAGGCUACAUGUGAAAGAACUGAAGCGGACGACGAGGACCAACAGGAUGGAAGAAGAACAACGGUAACGGAGACACAAGGAGACACCAGAGACUGUGAGGAGAAAGAUUUGGAUGGAGGAGUUGAGGAAACCAAAGACGACAUGGAGCUGAGCAGCACUUCUUCUCCUCAGACGGGUUUACUGACGCCAGAGGAGAUUCAAAGUAGAUACUCGGCCGUGUCUCUGCGCAGCAUCACCACCGAGGUGUUGAAGGUACUGAACGCCACUGAGGAGCUGCUGCAGGGAGUGGAGGGAGGAGACAAUGGCCGACUGUCCGCCAGCUCACUGCCGCCCAACACUGACCCCAAGAAACUGGACCAGCAGUUCUCCAGACUGGAGGAAAAUGUGUACGUGGCGGCUGGUUCAGUGUUCAGUCUGGAGGCGGAGCUGAGCGACCUGGAGGAAUGUGCCAGGGGAAUCUGCAGCUCCACGUCCGAUAUGGAGUUGUCCUUCCUGGAGGAGCAGGUGGCAGCAGCAGCUGCCAAAGUUCAACAGUCUGAGCUGCAGAUAUCUGACAUCUCAGCAAGAAUUGCUGCUUUGAGGAGUGCCGGCCUCAAUGUGGACGCACAGUCACGCUUCACUAAGACCAAAACUCUUCCAGUUAUGCCUGUUACCCUGGACUCCUCAAGACAGCUAAGAAGGCGACUACCUGCACCACCAGUGAAAGAAGACAAGGAAACCUAAAUCACUGAACCAGGAUCUUUUGCAGUACCUCCAACACAGCAGUGCCUUGACCCCGUCACUCUGCAGCCUGCAGGCCAGUCUUAAGCAAUCCAUUCACACACCAUUUGCCUUAAUAUAGUUUUAAACUAAACAUGCCUCAAAUAUCAAUAUGGGACACUAGUACUGUAUGUGUAUUCUAAGUUGUAUGUCACAGAUAAUGCAGGAAAUGGUUGUUUCUUGUGUCGUCCUGUCAGAAAAAUAUCAUCGAUAAAAGUGGUGAAAUAAAUACAUUACACACCAGUGUACAAAAAAUCCAAUGUUUUAAUUAGAAUACUUUUUAUAGGCUUCAUUUUAACACUGUUGUCCAUUUUAAAGGGAUAUUUUGGUUUCUUUGUAGUGGGGUUCAAUGAGGUACUUAACCAGCCAGUCAUGUCUGGCACCACCUCUUUUUUGAAGCAGCAGAAGACUGCUCUGAACAGGAUCAGCAGCAAAACGCAUUUUAACUACUGCUGUCAGACAGCCCUUUCCUUUUGUUCUACAUUUUAUUAACUCUAGAACUUCUGUAUUCCUACACUGAAGCACACCCGUUCAAUGCAUUGUAUUUUCUCUGUAAGUGACACGGUGGAUCCAGUGUGACUACAGGGCGCGACAUGUAGAAAUAUGGAAGUUCUAACAAGAUGUAGUGUCAAAAGAAAAGGGCUGUCUGAUGACAACAACUUCCAUCCAUUCAUUAUCUAUACACCACUU
This is a messenger RNA of Stegastes partitus (bicolor damselfish), 4801 nucleotides long. RefSeq names its product rab effector MyRIP-like. The record is from RefSeq and is a predicted model, not a curated record. Lineage: Eukaryota; Metazoa; Chordata; Actinopteri; Pomacentridae. Gene Ontology annotation, cellular component: cortical actin cytoskeleton. Gene Ontology annotation, biological process: intracellular protein transport. The transcript has 13 exons. Bases 257 to 4075 code for a protein of 1272 amino acids. Gene Ontology annotation, molecular function: actin binding; myosin binding; small GTPase binding.